Messenger RNA from Monoraphidium neglectum, 1233 nucleotides. RefSeq lists its product as hypothetical. NCBI's taxonomy places the organism in Eukaryota, Viridiplantae, Chlorophyta, Chlorophyceae, Sphaeropleales, Selenastraceae. The coding region runs from base 1 to 1233 and encodes 410 amino acids. Gene Ontology annotation, molecular function: chloride channel activity. The transcript is spliced from 9 exons. The record is from RefSeq and is a predicted model, not a curated record.
AUGCCAUUGCAGUCGCGGCGGUACCUUUACCACCUCAGCACCAUCAAAAACUCCCGCAUCGUGAGGGGUCUCCUGCGGCCGGUGAUGGUCAUCGUUGCCGUCGCCACAGCCGUCUGCUCCUACCACACGAUCUUCGCGCUGCGCUGGCUGCCGGCCUUCAUGCCGGCGCUGCCCCUGGUGCCCAUUGAGCCCUUCCAGCUCACGAGCUUCGCCCUGGCGCUGCUGCUGGUAUUCCGCACCAACGGCGCCUACCAGCGGUGGCACGAGGCGCGCUGCGUGUUCGGCAGGAUCGCUGAUUCAGCGCGCGACAUCUGGCGGCAGGUGCUGGCAGUGUUCCCGCGCGACCGCCCCGAGGCGCGCGCCAUGCUGGGGCGCUGGCUGGUGGCCUACACCUUUGCCUGCAAGUGGGCGCUGCGGGAGGAGGGGCGGCAGCGCGCUGACCUGGAGGGGUGGCUGGAGCCGCGGGAGCUAGAUGGGCUGAUGGCGGCGCGUGACCCUCCGCACUAUGCGAUGCUGGUGAUGAGUCAUGUGCUCAAGAACAACCUGUCAGGGCAGCAGCUGGUCAUGCUCAUGCAUGAAAUUGGUUCCAUGAUGUACAGUUUGUCAUCAUGCACCCGCAUCCUCACGACGCCCAUACCGCUGUCGUACACGGUGCGCCCCCUCGCCCCCGCACCCUUGCCCCCGAGCGCCGCCGCGGGCAACGGCAGCUGUCGCCACACGACGCGCUUCAUGGCGCUGUGGCUGCUGCUGCUGCCGCUGGCGCUCUGGGCCAAGUGCGGAUGGGGCUGCGUGCCCGCGGCGGCGCUGGUCAGCCUCGCGCUGCUCACCAUAGAGGCUAUCGGGGUCAGCCUGGAGGAGCCCUUCUCAAUCCUGGCGCUGGAGCAGAUCUGUGAGCGGCUGGGCACGGGCAUAGCCAACCUCGCUGCGAUGGACGACGACGCAUACGCCGCCGCCCGCAUGUACGCAGCGGAGUCGCUGCUGUCGUACCCCGCGGCCGCCGCGGCGGCGGGCGUCCCCGCACCCGCAGCGGCGGCGCCGGCCGAGCAUGCGGCGGCGGACGGCGGGCACGGAGCGGCGGGCGACGCUGUUGGCGGCCACGCGCACGAGGUCGGCGGCGGGGCGCCGGCUUUGUACGUUUCGGCUGGCGCAGCGGCGGUGACGGCCACGGCGGCCGCAGCCGGCGGCGACGCCGGCGGUUCGCCGCUGCCCCUCGAGCCGGCGGCGCUGCGAUGA